AUGAGUAAAGAAUUAAUUGAAAGAAAUCGUUUAUCAAAAUUAAUUUAUUUUAAAAAUAAAGAAAUUGACCAAAUUAAAGGAAGAAUGUUUUCAAUUGGAGGGUAUAAAUCAAAUAAAUUAAUUUUGGAAAUAUUGGAAAUUAAUGGAAAUAAUGAAUUAAUUAAUAAAUUUAGAAUUGUUUUGAAAACGUUAAAAUAUUGGGCUAAAGGUUUGUUUUUGAGGGAUUUUGUGGGAAUUUUGUGGAAAUUUUAA
Messenger RNA from Meloidogyne enterolobii, 252 nucleotides. The record is from the annotation of a GenBank genome assembly. NCBI's taxonomy places the organism in Eukaryota, Metazoa, Nematoda, Chromadorea, Rhabditida, Meloidogynidae.